Messenger RNA from Phyllotreta striolata, 4680 nucleotides. Lineage: Eukaryota; Metazoa; Arthropoda; Insecta; Coleoptera; Chrysomelidae. The record is from the annotation of a GenBank genome assembly.
UUACAAAUACAACCCGUGCAAGAUUAUAUUUAGAAUCACUAUCAAUAAUUAAAAUCUAUUAUUCUCAACAUCACAUUUGCCUUGCUCUGAUUAAAAUGUCAUCUAAACAUUGACAAUCUGGAUUAGUAUACGUCAAAAUGAAAUUGAAGAAACUACACUCUGAUGUUAUCAAGAAAACCAGAAGUUCUUUCAUGAUAAACACCUUAUCACAAGCGGCGCUAGAAUUAAUCCUUAAUAGUUUAGAUGCAGAAGCUACCGCGAUAGCCGUAAGAAUAAACAUGGUUACUUUACGAAUACAAGUCGUUGAUAACGGCAAAGGGGUUCUCAAGGAAAACAUGCAAUCGAUCGGUAACCGAUACUUUACCAACAAAUGCAGUAGUUUAGAAGACCUGGAGAAGCGCAUUAAGCAUUACGGUUUUCGAGGAGAAGCUCUAGCCAACCUUAUAGAACUAUCUAAAUCGAUUAAUAUUUGCUCCAGGCAUACGAGUACGCCUGAAACGUUCAGUUUAACUUACGAGAAAAACAAUAAAAGAGAGCCGAUUGCCGAGAAAACCCGGCCUAGCGUAGGCACAACUGUAACAGUAGAAGGAUUGUUCGAGGCUUUCCCGGUAAGGAAGAAGCGAAUUGUUAAGGAAAUAGAGAUGGAUGAUGUCCAGAGGAACCUCAGAAGUCUCAUUAUAAUUCAUCCUCAUGUUACCUUUUCCCUUCGGGACGACGUACGAAACGAAUUGAUCCUGAGCAGUAGAAGGACCCAAGACAUUCCUUCAGCGUUCAGGCUGUUGCAUCCCGAUAUGAAGGACGGUGCGGUGAUGAAGAUAUCUAAAGGAAAACUGUCGAUAAAUUCGUUGCUGUUUAAAGAUUACACCGAAAACAAACACCAGCAGUACAUAUACGUGAACAAACGGCCUGUAUUUUCGUCCAAAAUGCAGAAAUUAAUGAAGAAACUGCUUAACAAAAACACCAAAUACCAAGAAACUAAAUUAGUAAACAGUAAUAAAUAUCCCUCGUAUGUAAUAAACAUAAAAUGUCCCUAUUCCGACGUCGAUAUUUUAUCGAGUCCUCAUACGGUACUAGCGCAAUUUAAAAACUGGAAUCGAAUUGAAACGUGCAUCGAAAAGCUGAUUAAUUGCUUCUUUGGAAAUCCACAAAACAAGAAAGAAAAUCCAAUAGAACAAAAAGAAUUAAGCGACAAUGUUCCACUAAAAUGUGGAAUUUCUCAAAUAAAAGGCGCUGUUCAGGCUUUUGGUUAUAGAAGAAAAAACGAGCCUGAACACACAUCACCUCCAAAACAAGAGAGUAAAAAGAAACCGUCGAUAUUAAAGAAUUCUUACAACGAAAAUCGUUUAAACAACGACAGUCACGACAUAAUUAAUCCAACAUGUUUCUACCAACAAACCAAAGCCCUAAAACACCCUUUGCCUAUUACUGUAGCACCCCAAAACGAGCCAAUUAAUGAAACCAAUGUAAAAGAAAAGAGCAUUAUUUGUCGCAAAAGAUCGCAUCCUCUGGAAGUAGAAACUUUUUCGAAAUACACAGACGAUGAACACAGAGGCAAAAAUCUGAUUUUGGACAUGUUCCUUAAGUCCACAUUGGUCUACAAAAGCGAGGAAAAUGUUCUGAAUACUUCUCAGCAAAGCGGAGACACCAUCUACGUAGAAGAGUCGGAUUUCAUGAUGGAAAAUAACGUUCAAACGACGCACAAAGGCAAAACUAAAACUAUGUCCGUGUCGAUUAACGUGAAGAGCAGGAAAAAAAUUAAGAAGCGGAAAAAUUGCACGCCGGAAAAGAGAUUGCAAACUGUUUCCGCCGAUAAAAUGGUCUCCAAAUGCGUUCAAACUACAUUGCAAAAUGAUAAAUCGGCAACGCACUGUUCCGAUAAAGAAAACUUUUCGGUAAAUUGUACGCUGGUGUUCACCAGUCGAAAAGGGAACAACUUGAAGUUCGUGCACAAAAGACCGCAAAAUUCGGAAAAUUUCGAGUUGUUUAACAAGGAAAGUAGCCAAAAAUGCAGCUGCAAUUGUCACGAGAAAAAGCUAUUUAAUUUCGGACAUAAAGAUUUUAAAAAUCAAAAUAACGUAGUGGAAACUGCAAUUGAAGCGAAUGUAAAAGAUACGUUUGAAUUUAAAAGUUUCGGGGAUAUUUUGGAACAAACGACUAACCAAACUGAGAUUCGAUUAGAACAAAAUAUAAAUACCAGCAGAUAUUUCGAUCCUGAUUUGCAAUGGAGGAUUGAUAAAAAGAGAAAAUUACCCAACAUUCUAAAAUGCGAACAAAGUCCUUAUUUCAAAGACAAAAGACAUCAUCCUGCAAAGAAUCCACCCAACGAUUAUUUUAAUCUUCACUAUAACAAUGAAAACUAUAAUCAUUACCCAAUAACGGCAAAUACGAAUAAUUUUUUAAAUCAGUACAAUCAAUUAGUCAAGAAUAUACAAAAUCAUAACGUACCAAAUCUAAUGCACCAAUUCCCGCAGACUUACGAAGGAAACAGAAUGGAGUUUCUACCCUACAAUCACCCAUAUAAUCCAAACAUUGUGUUCAAAUAUCCACCAAUUAAUCCAGUAAUUGAAGAUCAUUUUCUGCCUUACAACCGUUUCCAGCAUACAGAAUUAUUUGAACAAGGCCCAACUUACAAUAAAGCACCAGUACAUUUUAUCCCACAAAACUUCAAAGAGAGUCACAAGAAUCAAGCUGAUUUUCCGAUAAGUAAUAAAGCAUUUGAAGCACCAAAUACACCAUAUUGUAAAAAAGUGCUGGAUAAUCAUAAUUUACAUUCUAACAAUUUGGAUAUUCCUCUAAGAAAUGAAGAAAGCGUAAUAUACGAGUAUUCCAAUGAUACAAUGCCAAUUCCAUCAUUCAAGCAAUUUCAACCAGCUUUUAAAAGCACUCAAAAAAACCCAUAUGCUAAUUCGAUUAUUAAUUUAUCAUUAGCGAAUCAAAUAAACUCCAAAACAUCAUUUGAAAACUUCCAAGCUGCGUUUAAAAGCACAUGGAAAAAUCCGAGUUUCCUAGAUUUUUCAUUAAAGAACCAACAAAACAACGAGAGCUCCAAUAUCCAAUCAUUCGGGCAGUUUAAACCGAUUUUUAAGAGCACUCAAGAAAAAAAUUCAACGAAACAUUACACAAAUGAGAAACAAAUUCCUGGUGAAAUUGAGCGCGAAAAUCCCAUUUCGGGAAUAUUUCCUUUUAAAAACGAGCGUGAAAGGAAUAGCGAAGAUCAACAGAAUCAACUGAGGAAAGCUUCUGAUUUGGAGAUUUCUUUGAAUGAAACAGACAAGGAAAUUUUAAUGGAAGCGGAAAUUGCAGCCAAAAAGCAGCUUCUCAUGAAAGAGUUUGCGGAAUGGAACAGCCAAUUUACUUUCGAUGAACAAAAGUCGAAUGACGAUUGGGAUUGGACCAAGCGAGACCAUUUAGGCAACUGCUAUUAUAUCCACAAAAAAACGGGAUUUACAACAUAUAAUGUUCCUAAUAAAGAAGAAAAUAACUGUUUCGAAAUGAAGGAGAGAUACGAGUUUUUGCCUAAAGGCAUGUCCCCCAUAAUUAAAGAACCGAAAGCAGUUGAAGAAUCUUUGAGUCAAAAUGGGAAAGACGUACUAUUAGAUUACAUUCUGGAAACGUACAAGGACGAUUUGUUAUUUGUUAAAUGGCAGCAUUAUAUAAAAGAUUUAGAUAUCAAAACAUUCUUCGCGAAUAUGUACACAGAAAAAUUGAAGAUGUACGAAUGCUGCAUACCAAUCCUUAAGGCAGACAAUAAACAAGAAGUUGUAAAUUUGAAUAAAAAUAUAUUCGAAAGUCUGGAUUUCGUUGGUCAAUUGGAUAAAAAAUUCAUCGUUGUGAAAGAUGUUAAGGAAAAUAUGCUGAUUAUAUUCGAUCAGCACGCCGUACACGAGAGAAUACGAGUCGAAAAACUUAUCAAAAUUUACAAAAAUGCUAAAGCAGUUAUUCAAGAAAAAUUAAUGUUUUUCAUUCCCGAUAACGAAUUGUCAUUACUAAAGCGUUUUCCAACUUACCUGGAUCAUAUUGGAAUGAACAUGGAAUUUUUCACAAACGGUAUUUAUGUCACCGAGGUGCCACUUUGUCUGUAUACAAAAUUUAAAGAAGAUCCAAUAAAUUCGCUAAAUAAAAUUAUUCACACGCUAAUAAACGAAGUAUUGGACCUCUUGAAAUCGACAAGAGGAGUUUCACUGAAAACUAUGCCUACACUAAUUCAAAAUGUGAUAAAUUUAGAAGCUUGUAGAGGUGCUAUUAAAUUUGGAGAUCUUCUAACUCAUGAGAAGUGUUUGGAGUUAUUGCGAGAAUUAUCGAAGUGCGACUUACCAUUUCAAUGUGCCCACGGGAGACCAACUGUUACCCCUUUAUUAAGAUUGACAACUCAAAAGCCAGUGGAAAAACCGAUAAAUUUAAAGAAUUUAAAACGUCUAAAAAAUAUGCAUUCAUAAGUAUAUUUUAAACAGACGUAAUAAUAUCAUUGUAUAAAGUAAACUUAAAAUACACUUCUUCAAUAUAAUAAGUUUACCAACCAAAGCGUCCACGUCCGGUAAAAUGGCACCGGCUUGACGAGUUGGCGGGUCUUCCACGCUGACAAUCUUGAUUCUAGGAGACACGUCGACUCCCAAAUCUUUUGGUGUCAAUUUUUGGAUGGGUUUUUUCUUAGCUUUCUGUAAAAAAUUAACAAUUGUUAAC